This is a messenger RNA of Lycium ferocissimum, 2224 nucleotides long. Its product is annotated as 2-isopropylmalate synthase A-like. The record is from RefSeq and is a predicted model, not a curated record. The transcript has 13 exons. Gene Ontology annotation, cellular component: chloroplast. Gene Ontology annotation, molecular function: 2-isopropylmalate synthase activity. The coding region runs from base 26 to 1855 and encodes 609 amino acids. Gene Ontology annotation, biological process: L-leucine biosynthetic process. NCBI's taxonomy places the organism in Eukaryota, Viridiplantae, Streptophyta, Magnoliopsida, Solanales, Solanaceae.
GCACUUGCAUUUCGACCAAAAAGAAAUGGCAUCUCUCUGUUUAAACUCAGCAUUUUCUCAGAGCACUAACAUCUCCUUGCAAUCCAAAAAUCCUCUUACCCACACCAUCUUUAACUUAAAAAAGCACUCUUAUUCUACGUAUGGAACAAACACAGUUAUCCGAUGCUCAAUUCCCCACCAGCAACGACCUGAAUAUAUACCCAGCAAAAUCUCUGACUCAAAAUAUGUACGCAUUUUCGAUACGACUCUUCGCGACGGCGAGCAAUCACCAGGAGCAACAAUGACAACAAAAGAGAAACUCGAUGUGGCACGUCAAUUAGCUAAACUCGGUGUAGACAUAAUCGAAGCUGGUUUUCCAGCAUCAUCUGAAGCUGAUUUCGAAGCGGUUAAAUUAAUAGCUGAAGAAAUUGGUAACAAGGUUGAUGAUGAAGGUUAUGUGCCAGUAAUUUGUGGAUUAUCGAGGUGUAAUAAGAGGGAUAUUGAUAAAGCAUGGGGAGCUAUUAAGUAUGCUAAAAGAGCUAGGAUACAUACAUUUAUAGCGACAAGUGAGAUACAUAUGAAGUAUAAGUUGAAAAUGAGUAGAGAAGAAGUUGUGGAGAAAGCUAGGAGUAUGGUAGCAUAUGCAAGAAGUCUUGGAUGUAAUGAUGUUGAAUUUAGCCCUGAAGAUGCUGGAAGGUCCGAACGAGAGUUCCUUUAUCAUAUCCUUGGAGAAGUUAUCAAAGCUGGUGCAACAACCCUUAACAUACCUGAUACUGUUGGAUACGCUGUCCCGAAAGAAUUUGGACAAUUAAUUGCUGACAUAAAAGCCAAUACUCCAGGAAUCGAACAUGUGAUCAUAUCAACGCACUGUCAUAAUGAUCUUGGGCUAGCUACUGCCAACACCCUAGCCGGAGCUUGUGGAGGUGCAAGACAAGUAGAAGUGACCAUCAAUGGCAUCGGUGAAAGAGCUGGAAAUGCUUCGCUCGAGGAGGUUGUAAUGGCUUUAAAAUGUCGUGGAGAUCAAGUAUUAGGCGGCCUCUACACGGGGAUUAAUACUCAAAAUAUUAUCCCGUCGAGCAAAAUGGUGGAGGAGUACACUGGGCUUCAGGUGCAGCCACAUAAGUCCAUUGUUGGAGCUAAUGCAUUUGCUCAUGAAAGUGGCAUCCAUCAGGAUGGAAUGUUAAAACACAAAGAUACCUAUGAGAUUAUAUCACCUGAAGAUAUUGGGCUUACUCGUGCACAUGAAGCGGGUAUUGUUCUUGGGAAACUCAGUGGGCGCCAUGCAUUGAAAUCCAAAAUACUUGAGCUUGGAUAUGACAUUGAAGAAACAGAACUAGAGGGCCUGUUUUGGCGAUUCAAGUCAGUAGCUGAGAAGAAAAAGAAAAUUACAGAUGAUGACAUAAUAGCACUGAUGUCAGAUGAAGUUUUCCAGCCUCAAGUUGUUUGGCUGGUUGGUGACGUACAGAUUACAUGUGGAAGUCUUGGGCUCUCUACAGCAACUGUUAAGCUUAUUGACAUUGACGGUCAAGAGCAUAUUGCUUGUUCUGUUGGAACAGGACCUGUUGAUGCAGCUUACAAGGCAGUGGACCUCAUCGUAAAGGUACCUAUAACACUCCUCGAAUACUCCAUGAAUGCAGUCACAGAAGGUAUAGAUGCCAUAGCUUCAACCAGAGUGUUAAUCCGUGGUGAGGAUGACCUUGCUGUAACGAAUGGUUCAGCUGGACAUACUCCUCAUCGCACAUUUAGUGGAACUGGAGCGGAUAUGGACGUUGUUAUCUCCAGUGUCCGAGCCUAUAUUGGUGCAUUGAACAAAAUGAUGAGUUUCCAAAAGCUGGUCUCGAGAUACAACAAACGCGAAGAUAGUGUGGUGGUAUAGUUGGUGGUGUGUGAUCAAGGAAUAAACUCCUGCCUCCAUCAUCUCUUGUCAAUUGUACAGAAAUAGGGAGCCUAUCCAACAAAAAUACGACUUGCCCGGAAGAAGUGGCAAUGAUAAAUGAAAAAUAUGAGUCGUCGUGCAUUUUCAUUUUCUCCUGCAUUCUCUCCACUCUUCUGCAGGUUGAUGUGCAGCUUGUAGUUUAUUCUGAGACAAAGCUUAAAUGUCUUAAUGUGUGAAAGUCAAUUAAGUUUUGUGUUGUACCAAUUAACCACAGAUACUUUAUGUGGUUUAGCUCUUGUGCUUAUGCAUUGCUAAGUUAAGAGCUUCUCUUUGAAGUUAAUUACAGAAAUUUCUGAGGUUCUCCUCUAA